This is a messenger RNA of Lobosporangium transversale, 295 nucleotides long. RefSeq lists its product as hypothetical. The record is from RefSeq and is a predicted model, not a curated record. The transcript has a single exon. NCBI's taxonomy places the organism in Eukaryota, Fungi, Mortierellomycota, Mortierellomycetes, Mortierellales, Mortierellaceae. The coding region runs from base 11 to 286 and encodes 91 amino acids.
UCUAAAUAAUAUGAUUUUACAAAUGCAUAGCGCAUGCCUUCUGAAGGACUCUUCCUUGAAACAACCAAAGCCAACAACCGAAAAGAAUCCAGUGAUGAUGACCAAAACCACUGAUCAUCCUGUAGCAAAACCUUCCAAGCGAAUAACCAAUUCCAGCAAGAGAGGUACGGCAAAGAUUGGGCACACAAAGUUCCCAAUCAGGAAGAGAGCGAUGACGCUGGAGGCCCUCAAUAGCACAAAGACAACAGGGGUAUUGGCCAGAGAGUCCAAGACGCGAGGGUACUAGAUGCUCAUU